AAACAAUAAUUAUAAGAACAGAGUCGACUGCAAUAGUGAAAUCUUCCAACGUUUACCUUUUUAUUUUAUUUUAUAAAAUAGGUAUUGACCGGGUAAACUUGUAAAGUGUGUGUAUUCAACAUGUCGGUAAACGCGUCCAAAGUACCGGAAGACGAUAACUUCCUGACUAAAGAACUGUUCGUUUCUUUGGCAGUUCUAUUUGUCACUCUGGUGUUGUUGUAUUUGUGGAAAAAGAGUAACAAGACUUACCGCGACGUUUUGCUCGUCGGCUUGUGCGAUUCGGGCAAGACCGCUCUCUAUUCGCACUUGCUGUUCAACAAGGCCGUCCAGACCUUCACGUCGCAGGUGGAAAACAUUGGCGAAUUCAAAAACAGCAAGAAAUCUUUGCGUGUCGUCGAUAUUCCCGGACACGAGCGAGCGUUUGGUAAAUUUUGGGAUGUUUACAAGACGAGCUGUAAAGGAAUAAUUUUCGUCGUCGAUUCGGAAAACGUGCAGACGUCGGUAUGCGAUGUAGCAGACCUGUUGUACAGAGUGAUCACCGACGACACGAUUGUUUCGAACAAAAGCAAAAUAUUAGUCGUUUGUAAUAAACAAGACAAACUCAUGGCCAAAGGUUCGGAAGUCAUCAAGACGUUACUCGAAAAAGAAUUAGAUACGCUGAGGAUCACCAAAGCCAAUCAGUUGGAGAGCAUCGACGGUAAAAAGAACAACAAGACUUUACUGGGCAAAAAGAAGAAGAGUUUUGAGUUUUCGCAUUGUCAAAUUCCCGUUGAAUUCGCCGAAUCUUCGCUGUCGGCUUCUCAAGACGUUGUUUUAGAACCGGUCAAGAAUUGGCUCGACAAAAUUCAGUAGUACCGUUUCUU
Messenger RNA from Adelges cooleyi (spruce gall adelgid), 863 nucleotides. Its product is annotated as signal recognition particle receptor subunit beta-like. Bases 121 to 852 code for a protein of 243 amino acids. The record is from RefSeq and is a predicted model, not a curated record. Gene Ontology annotation, cellular component: Golgi apparatus. Lineage: Eukaryota; Metazoa; Arthropoda; Insecta; Hemiptera; Adelgidae. Gene Ontology annotation, molecular function: GTP binding. The transcript has 5 exons. Gene Ontology annotation, biological process: protein localization to organelle; intracellular protein transport; Golgi to plasma membrane protein transport.